AUGGAGGAGGACAAGAGAUUGACACAAGAAAAGUUCACACCAGGGACAAGGGAAAUCUUUUCCCUCGUGAGGACAGUCAAGCACAGGGAGUGGCUACCCAGAGAAAUCAUCCAGGUUCCAUUCAUGGAGGAUUUCAAGGAGCAACUUGGAUCAAGCCCUGAGCAACAAGCUCUGACCCCAGAGCUGACCCUGCUGGGCUGGAGAAUUCCUUCCAACCUGUAUACACUGCUCUUCGUCCUCUUGCUCAUCAUCUACCCUGCGACUGUCUUUGGGAACAUCCUCAUCGUUGUGCUGGUGAUGGCAGAUGAGCACCUGCACACCCCCAUGUACUUCUUCCUGGGCAAUCUCUCCUGCUUGGAGACCUGCUACAGCUCCAACAUCCUGCCCCGGCUGCUGGCCAGCUUCCUGACUGGGGACAAGACCAUCUCUGCUCCCGGCUGCAUGGCUCAGUUCUACUUCUUUUCUAGUUUUGCAGGUACUUGGUGUUACCUGCUGGCGGCCAUGUCCUAUGAUCGGUACUUGGCCAUAGGCCAGCCUCUGCUCUAUGCAAGCCUCAUGACCUGGAGGGUGAGUCUCCAGUUGGCAGCUGGGCCUUGGCUGGGGGGACUGCUGCUAUUUGCGGCACUCACCUUCCUCUUAUCUCAGUUGCAGUUCUGUGGCCCCAAGGCAAUUGACCACUUCUUCUGUGAUUUUAGUCCAUUGCUGGAGCUCUCCUGCAGUGACACCAGGGUGCUUACACAGGUCGCUUUAACCUUUGGCUUCUCGCAUGUGGUAUUCCCUUUUCUGUUCACGCUGGCCUCCUACAUGUGCAUCAUAGCUGCCAUCCUGAGGAUCCCGUCCCGCGCAGACAGGCAAAAAGCCUUCUCCACUUGCUUCUCUCACCUUACUGUUGUCACUGUCUUCUAUGGCACUCUCAUCACUGUCUACAUGCUGCCCAGAACAGCCCCCCUGAGGCAGCUCAACAAAGCCUUCUCCUUUUUCUGCACCAUCCUCACGCCCCUGGUCAACCCCCUCAUCUACAGUUUGAGGAACAGGGAGGUUAGGGAGGCCCUCUGGAAGGUGCUCAGGAAAGCCAAGGCCUGCACCCAGAGCUCCUGGCAGGAGAGAGACAGUAGGGACAAACCACUUGCAGGUCUUUCAGAAGGGCAAUCGCUGCAGCCUGGGUGCAUCUCCAGAAGUGUGUGCCUCUGA
Molecule: messenger RNA, 1191 nt
Organism: Gavia stellata (red-throated loon)
Lineage: Eukaryota; Metazoa; Chordata; Aves; Gaviiformes; Gaviidae
Product: olfactory receptor 5AP2-like
Exons: 2
Coding region: 1-1191 (396 amino acids)
Biological process (GO): G protein-coupled receptor signaling pathway
Cellular component (GO): membrane
Molecular function (GO): olfactory receptor activity; G protein-coupled receptor activity
Source: RefSeq, a predicted model, not a curated record